Exaiptasia diaphana is the source of this 1498-nucleotide messenger RNA. Its product is annotated as bcl-2-like protein 1. Gene Ontology annotation, molecular function: protein heterodimerization activity; protein homodimerization activity. Gene Ontology annotation, biological process: regulation of apoptotic process; extrinsic apoptotic signaling pathway in absence of ligand; intrinsic apoptotic signaling pathway in response to DNA damage. The transcript is spliced from 3 exons. Bases 306 to 869 code for a protein of 187 amino acids. Gene Ontology annotation, cellular component: mitochondrial outer membrane. NCBI's taxonomy places the organism in Eukaryota, Metazoa, Cnidaria, Anthozoa, Actiniaria, Aiptasiidae. The record is from RefSeq and is a predicted model, not a curated record.
CGCUGAUUGGUUGCCGUCGCUGUUGGGAGCCACGCCGGUGAAAGAAGGUUAUGACAUCAUUUUGUCGGAAUCCCCCACACCCCUAGGAAAAGCAGCCAAUCAGCGUCAUCCAUUUCCUAUACAAUUCAUUUCCGGCGUACUUAGGUAUAAACACAAAGGCCGUACAAGCACUGCGUAAUGUGCUCGACUGAUCGGUCGYCCUACAGCAAGAAUACUACUACUAUAACCAUUGAAUGAUCUACAAAAUAUUUUAAAAGAAUGCUUGAAYUUUAUGGUUAAAGAAAUCAUCUUAUCAUUGAAUUUGGAUGUCUUCUUUCAUCGUGCCUAGUACAACUACCAUUACAACUCGUAACUCCAUGGCUGAAACCCUGCCUCUUACUCGAUAUGUUAUACUGAGUCUAACAAGAUCUAAUGUGGAAUGUCCUUCUGAACUGGCUUGCAAGUUUAGGACUCUUGUUUCGAAUGUACGAAAUGACAAAAAACUUUUACUUGCCGGGAGCUGCCACCAGGUUUCUCUGUCGCACGAGAAUGCCCAGUCGACUUUCUUUGCUAUUGGAGACGAACUUUUCGAGGACUCCAUCAACUGGGGCCGUAUUAUAACAUUUUAUGCCUUUGCAGUGGAGGUAGCAGAGUUUUUUAUCCAAAAAGGAGCGAACAAUCUGGUGAAUAGCGUUGUCAGUUGGACUGCUUUAUUCGUAGAACAGAAACUUGCUGCAUGGAUCAAGCAGGAAGGCGGUUGGGCAAAACUUGAACACUUGGAGUUUAACAUGUCUUCUUCUCCAUCUCAAACGCUGCUUUGGAAAGGUCUUCUUGUGACGGCUACGACCCUUGGACUUGGAGCUUUUGCAGCAAUUGUCUAUACAAAGUAAAAUAUCGUUUAUAACCGGCUUAACUGGGAUACCCCGUGCUGCUAUGCCAAUGGGUAUUUACGGAUACUUAGCGUAUAUUUGUAGACAUUUUCGCUGUGUUUGCGGAAUGACAUUUUUCUUACAUAUAUAACGGUUCGUCAAUGACAUGAAUGUAUGAACCAUAUUGGUUUAGCAAGUAACGAGUGGACAGCGUAACUAAUAUAAGAUAUUGAUUGUAAUGUAGUUAAUUAAUGAAAUAUAUGAUUGGUUGUUGUACAGAAUUAUUAAGGUUAUAUCAGGAUCCACCAUAUUUAUGACGCGGUUUUUGUCCCGGAAAUAUAUAGAUUUAUCGAGAUAUAUAACGACUGUUUCAAAUAUAAUACUAAUAUAUAUUUAGCACUUUGUGGUUAUUUUAAUAGGAACUAUUUCUAUAUAUAUAUAUACUAGUUAAGUAACGUAUUUUUAAUAAUUUUUAAAUAACUCUUUUAAUUUAGAAUCAUUGUUCUUUAAACUUCGAUCAAGGGCAUUCAAGGUUGUAUUACACUUGACUUAAACUUCCCUUAGAUGACAAUCAUGUGAUUUUUGACAGCUCACUCUGUUAACAUCACCAAAUCUGCUGAUAAUAAUAAACUUUAUACACAGUCCGAAAA